ACAUUUCCAUUUUGCAUUUCACAACGUUACGUAAAUCAUUUAAAUACACAUAAAUCGUUGAAACAAAUCGAGCCAUGUUUAGUUUGGUGAUUUUAGUGACAAUCUUAAUAUAUUCCGCGAUAAUCGUCGAUUUAGCCCCAAUUUUCGACUUCGAUAUUUGGGCCGAUGAAAACGAAGUCGUUUUAAACAAAACCGGGAUCGUUCGGAAUUCAAAAGUUUUAAAUUUUAUCCCGAUCCCGGUUGAAGAAGAAUGUUUAUCGACUGAUGGGCGACGAAAAGGUGUUUGUAUGAACACUUAUGAGUGUAGGAUUCAAGGUGGAAAAUCCCACGGGUUUUGCGCGAUGGGUUUUGGGGUUUGUUGCGUUUUUACCGCAACUUGCGAUCAAGAUGUUUUUAACAACAUAACUUAUUUCGUUAACCCUCAUUUUCCCGAUUUAGACAUCGACAUGUCACUAUGUUUAUUAAAAAUUAAAAAAAUCGACCAAGAAAUCUCUCAAAUUCGCUUAGAUUUCGUUCAUUUCAAUUUGGGGCAACCCAAUCGAAAAACUGGAAUUUGCGAAGACGACGUUUUAUUAAUUUCCGGUGGAAGUUCGAAUAAUUUAAGCAUUUGCGGCUACAACAGCGAUCAACACGUUUAUUUCGACGUCGAUAACAUUGACGAACCCAUCACAAUGUCGAUGAAUCUUAGCAAAAAAGUGGCGAAACGAUUUUGGGAAAUUCGAGUGACUCAAAUUCCUUUCUCACAAAGAGCUCCGUUAAGUUGUCUCCAAUACCACACCGGGUUAACCGGAACGAUUCAAACGAUGAAUUUCGCCGAAAACGGCAGACAUUUAGCGAAUCAAGACUACAACAUUUGUAUUCGACAAGAAAAACGUAUGUGUAGUAUUAUUUACGAACCUUGCGAUGAGAAUUCGUUUCGAAUUUCGUCGAAUAAUCGACAAGGAUCAAUAGCACAAAUGGAGGUGACUCAAAAUAAUCAACUAUUUGGGAAUCAAAAUCAAUCAAUUAAUGUAAACAACGAUGAAAUUGAAGGAUCUGGUGGUGAUUUUGAUGUUGGGGAAGCUCGAAAUAUGGAUUUAUGUGUUGAUAAGAUAAUUAUGCCGUGUGGUUCUGAUGAUUUUUUGAUGCCUGGUGAUGUAUCGAAGGAAUUUUGUUCGAUUUCGCGAUGUGGGUCAUCUUUAUGUCCGAAAGGUGAGGAUCCGUGUAAAAUUGAAACGACGGUUACCCCAUUUUCGAUUGGGGUUCAUUUUGGGCCUAGUUCGAGGGAUAAUUCAUCGCCUGAUGAUAAUUUGGGGAUGUGUUUAGUUUAUAAACAAAUAGAAUGUGUUAAUUAAGAACAAUUUUUAGUGAUGUUUUAGGAAAUAAAGAAAAAAGUAUUUA
Molecule: messenger RNA, 1380 nt
Organism: Onthophagus taurus
Lineage: Eukaryota; Metazoa; Arthropoda; Insecta; Coleoptera; Scarabaeidae
Source: RefSeq, a predicted model, not a curated record